Messenger RNA from Clunio marinus, 5868 nucleotides. The record is from the annotation of a GenBank genome assembly. NCBI's taxonomy places the organism in Eukaryota, Metazoa, Arthropoda, Insecta, Diptera, Chironomidae.
UACAAAUAGUUUUGAUAAGAACAUUACCUCGAAAUAGUUUACGAUACAAUGGAAUAUUUUCAUAACAAUUUAUCCAACUUACAACGACCCGAAGCAAGAGUAUCGACUAACCAAGAAGUGAGGCUUCUCGGUUGGAAUGUGCCACCGGAAGAUCUUAAGCAAAUUCCAGAACAUUGGUUGAAUUUUCAAGAGCCAGAAGCUAGUUUGCAUUAUCUUUUAGCUCUCCUUUACAUCGGAUUUACGUUUCUCUCUUUAACGGGAAAUGGGCUUGUCAUUUGGGUGUUCACAGCUGCAAAGUCACUUCGAACGCCAUCAAAUGUUUUUAUUGUCAAUCUCGCAAUCUGUGACUUCGUUAUGAUGGUCAAGACACCAAUUUUCAUCUACAACUCAUUUAAUCGCGGAUUUGCUUUGGGAAUUUUGGGUUGUAAAAUUUUCGGUGUUCUUGGAACUCUUAGUGGAAUAGGAGCGGGAUUGACAAACGCCUUCAUAGCAUACGACAGAUAUAAUACAAUUGCGAGACCAAUGGAUGGAAAACUCUCAAUGACAAAAGCACUCUUGAUGGUGUUUAUCAUAUGGUUCUAUACUGUUCCAUGGGCAGUUGUUCCAACAUUAGAACUUUGGGGACGUUAUGUACCUGAAGGCUACUUAACAUCAUGCACUUUUGACUAUUUGACUGACACUUUUGAUAAUCGGAUGUUUUCAGAUUGUAUCACAUGUCGUCAAUCACGAAAAAGCUUUGAAAGCACAAGCAAAAAAAUGAAUGUUGACAGUUUGAGAUCAAAUCAGGAUACAGGAAAAACAUCGGUAGAAGUUCGUAUUGCGAAGGCGUGCAUAACAGUUUGCUUUUUAUUUGUUGCUUCUUGGACGCCAUACGCAGUUCUCGCACUCAUUGGGGCGUUUGGAGACAAAAGUUUGUUAACUCCUGGCGUCACAAUGAUUCCUGCUUGUACAUGCAAAUUUGUUGCGUGUCUCGAUCCCUAUGUUUAUGCUAUCAGCCAUCCCAGAUAUCGACUCGAGCUUCAAAGUCGAUUGCCAUGGUUGGCAAUCAAUGAAAAGCCACUUGACAAUGUAUCAAACGCAACUGAAGUAUCAUCUCCACCCCAAAUCAACGCAACUAAGAUAAAUUUAGCGUGGUCACCAAUUCAAGUGGAUUCUGAAAGUCAAGUGGAUCUAUGGACAAGAAAGUCUGUAGGUUGCGCAUGUUCAUGGAAGGAUAAUGAACAUGAUCACGCAAAAGACAAACAUGAAACAUCUGAUAAAAAUUUAACGACACACAAUGGUCAUCAUAAACAGCAUAAUGGACAUCAAUUAAACUGUGCAUGCUGUGUAAAAGGUGGAUGUCAGUGUGGUGAACAAGCGCCCAAUCGCUGUUCCCAAUGUGGUUUAGAAAAUCAUUGUUUAAACAUGUGUAAUGUGACCUUAGAUUCUAAGUUAUUACAAGGUAGUUCGGGUCAAGCAUUGGGACAAAUACGCUCGCCGAUACUUCAAGGACCAGCAUUUUGUUAUUACAUUUUACGGCCCGCUCCAGGUCAACGAGUUGAACUGCAAGUUUAUAGACUUGUGUCGGUGGGAAAAUUCAAUGGAAAAAAAUGUGAAGGAGGGCACUUGAGGUUUGGAGGACUUGACGAGAGAGAUGAUUUUAAUGGAGCAGAACUUUGCGGAGUAAAUGAACGUUAUGCGCCUCCGGCAGUUUUAUUUUCCGACGAAGGAAUUACGACGCUGUUAUUCAGAAUAUCUGAGAAGACAUUUCGAUCGCAAUUUUUAGCUUACUUCAGUUUCACAUCGCUAUCUAAUCCAAUUGUUGGAUUUCAUCCGAAAGGAGUUUUUCUUCGUUUUUUUCCUGUGUCUGCUUUCGGUUUAACAUCAGGCCAAAAAAUAACUUCAACAGAUUGCGAUUGGUCUUACAAUGACUAUUCGUGCCGAACACCUUCUUCAUGUGCAAUAGCAAGCCCAGGAUUUCCAGGGAUAUAUCCUCCAAAUUUAAUAUGUAGAUAUCAUAUAACAACAUCAUCUGUACAUACGAAGGUUAAAAUUGUAUUCAAUUCCCUGUUACUUCCAGAAGAACAUUGCGGUACACAUUUUAUUGCUUUAUAUGAAGGUCUUGCUCCAAGUUCUGAACGACUCGCUACAGUUUGCGGUCAGGAUAAGCGAGAGGAAUUAAUUUUCUCAGGUCCCAAUUUACUGUUAGAAUUCAACUCCGGCCAUCAAAUUCCGCCAUUUGAUUAUAAUGGCUUCUCAGCGACAUUAACGUUCAUCGAAGGAUUGACAACGACACCACAGCCACAAACGCCAUCAUAUGAUUUGGAUUCGAAUCAUCAUGAACCUCCACAUGAUUUAGCAACACCACCACCAAAGUUUACUCCAUGUGAUCAAGUGAUAACUGAACAAUACGGUGGACGUUCCGGCCACUUCGAUUCAAGAACAAGAUCAUAUGCCAACAGCUGCCGACUCAUUUUCAAAGGGAAAACAAAUGAAGUUGUUCAUCUUUCGCUUUUCAAUUAUCGACUCAAAUCUCCGUCAUGUCGAAGUGUUAUUGAAAUAAUUGACGUCAAUCCGCACGGUCAUAAGAAGUCGCUGUUCAAAGUGUGCUCGCCAACAGCACGUAAAGCAAGAAAUGAACAAGGCACUUUCAUUCAGCCUCAAACUUUUAUAUCAACCGGUAGUCAAAUAAUUAUUGUUCUGCGACGUGCUGGGCCACCACAUGACUUGAAUGAUAUUGAAUUCAUUGACGGAGCUUUUAUGUUUCAAAAUGAAGAACAGAGUGGAACUUUACAGCCGUAUUCACUUUGUGACACGUAUCAUUACGGAUUAUCAUCGCCUGAGUUCGGCUCGAUUGAAGGUCCAGGAACUGAACAUCUCUUUUGGAAUGUCGAAGGAAGUUUAAACUGUUCUCAUUAUUUCAUUCCGGCUGCAAAUCAAAGCGUGACUGUAAUGAUUGAUAUGCUUGAUAGACUUGGAACUGAUGCCGAGUGCCAAACGGUUUGUGGUGAUAGUGGAUGUCAAUGUUUGACUGGUUUAAAUUCCAUUGAAAAUAUCGAUCACUUAAUGAUGAUGACUGAAGAUAAUCAGCAACUUAAUUGUAUUUGCGGAUCAUUUCGAUCUGAAUGGCUUCCAGUUGGUUUAAGAAGCUGGAGUCCAAUCAAACUUGUUAUUUCGAAUCAGAGCAGAAGUUGCACAGCAUGGAACAUUAGUCUCCAUGAGUAUUCGCCUGUCGAGGAUGAGAAAAUGCAUGCGGGCGAUUUAUUGCAUCAAUUUUGUCCUCGAGAUAAAUUUAAACAAUUCACUCUUCCUUGGAACGUUAAAACAAUCGUCAUGAAAGUUCAAGCGAUGACAAGAACUGCGCCACUGUACACCAUCAAAUGGAAGUCACAAGUGGUAAGACAAAAGAUACAAAGUUUAACUCCAGCUCCAAAUGUUGUUUCAUCGUCGUCACAAAACUUCUUAUUGUCAAUCAUUCUCUACCCUUUAGUUUUAAGCAUUUUUUAUCUCAACUUUAAUAGAAAAUUCUAUGUAAGUUUUUAAGUCUAGAUCGUGAGAAAAAUCUUUGAUCACCAAAAAAAAUACAAAAAGUUUAUACUUCUAUAUACAUAUAUGUAGUUGAGAAAACAAAAACAAAAACUUUGUAAACCAAAACAUUUGCUAAAAGAUUCUUUUUCCUCUGUUGCUUAUGGAAAACAAAUUCCAUUGGCUUCAAUUUUUUUUCUAUUAACUUCUACGAGAAUAAAACAAGCAAGAGAAACGAAGGUGUUUUAAAAGUAUAAAAAAGCUUCUGUUUCGACUACAUUGGAAGGUUCUAUGAAGAACAGAAAAAAUAAAAAUCCCAAACCUUCGACAACCCUCAAUUCAUCACCCAAGAAAACACUUUAAAAAUUUCUUCCGAACUUUUAAGUAAUUUUCUUUGCAGGCUCUUUACAUAAUAAUAAUAAUAAUAAUUUUUCUACAGAAUAAAAGUGAAAUUUCUUAUGUAACAAUAAGUAAGAGCUUAUGACAGCCCUGUUAAGUAAAACAACAUAAUGAAGUCAGGGAAAAACGUAGAUAUUUUAAACCAAUCAACUUUGAUUAAAAUUUCAUCCAAUUAAUAUUGAUUUUUUCAAUCACAUCACAGACAUCACAGUGACAAAUCGGCUUAAAUUGAAAAUAUUUAAAACACCAUACAGAAUGAGAAAAAUAAAAUAAAAUUGAGGGCUUUGUAAGUUGAUGGUAGGAGAUUAAAUAGUCGUAGAACCAAGGCCUUGAGGAAUUAUCUAUAAUUUCAUGCACACCAUCAUUUAAAUGCUUAACAAGUUCACAAUAAAACAAAAAGGAAACUACUUACAAUGAAUACGAAAACAAUGACGAAUAAAUACGUGAAGUUCCGUUAGCGCCUUUGUGCUGUCAGAAAUGUUAUUUGUGUUGUUAGUUGAAAACUAAUUCCACAAAAAAAAGAAAUCCAUAACUAAACAUGAAAAACAAAACGUCCAUUAAUAAUAAUUGAUUUUGAAAUUGAACAGAAGAACCUUUAAAAUAUUGUUUUGAAAUGAAAUUGUAGACUUUAUGGAUUAAUGAGAAUAUGAGCGGAAAAUUGGAGAAACCAUUAAAGUCGAAUGAUUAGACAUGUCACAUGUGUAAGUGUAAAUAAAUAUAACAAUAAUUUCAUGCGAUUGUUUACGCAUUUCCACAAAAGAAAAACACAUUUUCCCCAACUCCUUAAAUCGAGACGCUCAUUUGUAUGUCACAGUUGUUAGUAUUAUGAUGUUGAUAGACUGAGAAAAAAAGAAAGAAAGAAAGAAGGAAAAUAUAAAAUCAUUAUGUUGAAUCCAAUCCAAUCCCAUUCUGAUGUGUAUAUGUCAAUUAUUAUCCAAGCAGAGACACUACUGUGGACAAUGAUGAUGAAAAAACAUAUUUAAUCAAGAACGGCUCAAGAAUAAUCUAAACUCAAUAAAAAGGAAAAGUCAUCGUAUUUAUAAAAAAGGAAAUAAAAUUUCGUAAAUAAAACUACUUUUAGGACAGCACAAUAUGAUUGAUGAACAUAGAUUAGAGGAAUGACAUGUAUGUAGAUGACAAUGGGAAAAAUAUGAAUUGAAAAUAAAUAAGACAGGAAACAACUCAUGGUUUAUAAUUUAUGUCAUGUCAGAUCAAAAUAAGAAAAAAAAUGAGAUAAGAAAAAGUUUUAAAAUGUAUUAUAAAGUUUUCUUAUAUAAUAAGCUAAAAUAAUAUCCAAACGAAUGAUUAUGGGCAUUGAAAGAGCAUUCAGGAAAAUAUGUCACUCAAACGGACAACUUUUGGUCACACGUUUCAUUGAUUGUUCUCGAUUCUCUAAAGAAAAUUAUCUAUUCGACAAAUGAUCUGCAAUAAUCAGAAAAAGAAACAUUUAAAUAAAUAAUUCAAAUUUAAAAGUCAACAUAGAUAAAUUCUAAACAGUUAAAAGAUUUAACAAAAUUAGGACAAAUUGACAAACUUUAAAAGAAAACCUUUUUCUUACAAAUAAGAACUUGACUUUUUCUUAUUUUUCUCACUCUUCAAAUGAACGUCAAACCAAAGAUAAUUGAAAAAAAACGAAAGCACCAUCUGCAUAUUUAAUGAAAGUAAAGUUUUGCCAUUAGCACUUUAGGAAACAUUUACAAAUCCACUUGCUGAAAAUUAAAAAAAAUUUGAAUGAAUGAAAGGAAAAUCAGAAUGAAUCAUCAGAGAUUAAAUUUUCUUUCUGCACAGGUAGUGUGACUCAUAGAGUUUUAAAGAAAAGAAUGAAAGAAAAUAAUGUAUAUACACAGGGUACUAUAAUAAAGUAAAAAAUCGAUUGGAAAAUUUCCAUUUUAAAUGCUUUUUAUUCAGAAGUUAGAAAGAAAGAAAAAUAAAAUCAUUGAUAAGAAUCUGCAUAGACAGCGGUUA